This is a messenger RNA of Anguilla anguilla (European eel), 1752 nucleotides long. RefSeq lists its product as uncharacterized. Gene Ontology annotation, molecular function: GTPase activity. The record is from RefSeq and is a predicted model, not a curated record. Lineage: Eukaryota; Metazoa; Chordata; Actinopteri; Anguilliformes; Anguillidae. Bases 59 to 1408 code for a protein of 449 amino acids. The transcript has 12 exons.
AGUCCCCCUAGCUCGUGAGUUUGUGUGUGGUUCUUCUUUAACGGGAGUUACUUUCAUAAUGUCUGGCAGUAGGAAGCCCAGGUCGGUGGCAAACCCUUUGGAUUCGGCUAUCACUACACCAAGCGAACGAAUAUUGAGAGAAUGCCACAAUCUGUAUAUCGACAGCGACAACGGCCUGGUGAAGAUAGCCAGCAGCCUGGGCCUCCGGCUCCUUCCUCCUCGGAAGAAAAUCAUUGUGAUGAUAAUGGGGAACCACUCUGCAGGGAAGAGCUCCUUCAUUAACUGGUACGUGGAAGAGCACAUUCAGAAAACGGGAGUGGCCAUCGAGACGCAAGGCUUCACCUUCGUGACCAGCGGGAGAAAAAGGGAGUCGUUGACGGGCAAUGCGACGCUGCACCUGUACCCCCAUUUCCGUCCCCUUUUGGAGUUUAAAGGCGUCACCGACUACGUCUCCGCUGAGAUCUCCACCUCCAAGCAGAAGAAGUUCAGCCUGGUGACGUUCGUGGACACCCCGGGCCUGGUCGACGGUGACAUGGUCUACCCCUUCGAUGUGAACAGCGCCAUCACCUGGUUCGGUGAGCAGGCGGACCUGAUCUUCGUCUUCUUCGACCCCAUGGGCCAGGCCCUGUGCAAGCGCACGCUCAACAUCGUGGAGAAGCUGAGCGAGAAGUGCGGGGACAAGCUCUUCUUCUACCUCAGCAAGGCGGACGAGGCCGGCCGGGAGACGGACAGGCAGAGAGUGAUGAUGCAGAUUGUUCAAGAGCUGUGUCGGAGGCCAGGCCUGAACAAAUGUGGCUUUGAGAUGCCCACCAUAUACAUCCCUAACCCACAAAAGCCCAGCCGGUGCGAGAACCAGAUCGAGGGAGUCUGUCAGACCAUCGAGAAGACCAUCAACCAGGCCGUCCAGAAAACCCUGGACCAGCUGGAGAAGGACUGCGACCUCAUCUGCUCCACCGUCAGCAGCAAACUGGCCCAGGACAGGGUGGACGUGAGCUACAAUAGGACGGCCCGCAUGCGCUCCUUCCUCUUCGGCACGCUGGGCGUCCUGCUGCCCACCCUCAUCAUCCUCAGCUUCGUGGUGAACGCCCUCGCUCAGGAGGAGCUGGAGGGGCUGGUGGGGGAGGGGCUGGCCCGGGCCUUCUCUCUGUCUGCGGCAGCGGUGGUGAUCGUCUGGGAGUGGGUACCGGAAGACAGCCAAAUUUUGUUCGUGAUCUUUUUCGGAGCCUUCUGCUACCUCUUGGUAUUUCUCGCCAAAUAUUUCGCAAGCCGGGGCAACAGAACCCUCACCAAGAAGGAGAAGAGGAGCCUGGCGAAGUUCAACGACUACAUCCAGGACGUGGUCAGACCCAGAAAGGGGGAACUGUACGAAGAAUACCUCCAACAGUGCGCGGCUGAGUACGACUUCUGAGAGCUGACCGGCCAAUCACACGGAGGAGUCUCUCGCGUCCGAACUGACCACUGCCUGCCUCUGUUUAUGGGUUAGGAAACUUGACCUGUUCGCUGGUAUGUGCUGGUACACUGUAUGGCCAAAUACAGAUGCUUUUGGUCAUACAGUGUAUGUGGUCAUACGGUCAGAGGGCAUUCUUUGGAAAGCUUCUGCUCUACUGGACUCUACUGGAUUGAUUGUAAAGACAACCGCCAUAUUUUUGUGACUUAACUCCUGAUGGUAUGUCUCGAUUCUCCUUUUUACUUUUGUUUUCUUACAAAGAUCACAGUUUCCCUGGGAUUGUUUCACAGCAGUGGGGGGGGGGG